This is a messenger RNA of Cricetulus griseus (Chinese hamster), 1116 nucleotides long. NCBI's taxonomy places the organism in Eukaryota, Metazoa, Chordata, Mammalia, Rodentia, Cricetidae. The record is from RefSeq and is a predicted model, not a curated record.
AUGCGCCAUAAAGAGGGUGCUUCCUUGGUGCUGGGAAUCAAGACACUGCCUGCCAUGCUUGGGACUCUAGGGUUAUUUAGGGAACUCUUCAUCCUCCACCUGGGCCUUUGGAGCACCCUUGGUGAAGAGUCAUGUCAAGUACAACUUACCCCUAGCAGGCAUUCGAAACAUGCCACAGCAGGAGAGUUCUUUAAAAUUGAAUGUCCUGUGACAUACUGUGUUCACAGACCUAAUGUGACUUGGUACAAGUACAGUGAAAAAAACUUUUUACCUCUUGUGAUUGGACCUCAUCAACACACUACUUGGGAUGAAAACCAAAAGCUUUCAGUUUUUAUUCUCCAUUUUGAGCCAAUACAUCUCAAGGACAAUGGGUCAUAUAGAUGUUCUACAAACAUUAAUUCUGAGGUUAUUAAUAGCCACGCAAUAACCAUCAAUGUAACAGAAAGGACUCAAAAUGAUUCAAAGCACCAUCUAAUAACAGUGUCUGACAUUCCAGAUGCCAUCAAUGCCUCAGGACCACCCACCAUGGAAGAGAGGGCGGACAAGACCUGGCUGCUUUACAGGUUGCUUCCUUUGGUGGCAUUGCCUUUGCUGCUUGUCUGUUUCUGCCUGGUCUGUUUCCUGAAAAGGCACCAAGGGAAAGAAAAGAAGCCUUCUGACUUAGCAGGAAGGGAAAUUAACCGGGUUGAUAUUCCAGUGAGUCCCAGGACAAAUUUCCAAACACUGCCAUCAGAAACUAGCAUUUACGAUAAUGAUGACUUGUCAGGUGUCCAGGAAAGGUCUGAAUCCACAACUGACUCACAAUUGGAGGAAAGCAAACAGAGCAUUGUUUAUGCUUCUCUGAACCACUCUGUCAUUGUAAGGAACCCAAGACAGGCAAGCAACAUCCAAGAGGCACCCACAGAAUAUGCAUCCAUUUGUAGGAGAAGCUAAACCUUGGCACUGAAACACACAGGCUGUGAGCACUGCAUGGUGGACUUAUCAAUAUCAUCUUCUGGACCUUCAAUGUCAAAUAACAACUUUCUUCAACCUGGAAAUUUUCACAUUAAGGUGGUUUGUGCUGGGGUUGUGUCUUAAAGGUCCAUGGAAUAUUUAGUUGAAUUUCUCCUGAAAACU